Abrus precatorius (Indian licorice) is the source of this 2097-nucleotide messenger RNA. Its product is annotated as nitrate regulatory gene2 protein. The transcript has 4 exons. Bases 1 to 2097 code for a protein of 698 amino acids. NCBI's taxonomy places the organism in Eukaryota, Viridiplantae, Streptophyta, Magnoliopsida, Fabales, Fabaceae. The record is from RefSeq and is a predicted model, not a curated record.
AUGGGUUGCGCCCAAUCGAGAAUCGACAACGAAGAAUCGGUGGCUCGCUGCAAAGAGCGCAAAACUUUGAUGAAGGAAGCGGUGGUUGCUCGGAAUGCCUUCGCCGCCGCGCAUUCCGCCUACUCCGUCGAUCUCAAGAACACCGGCGCCGCCCUAAGCGACUACGGCCACGGCGAAACCCACCACCACCACCCUCCCCCUCUCGACCCUCCCUCUUCCUCUUCCUCCAACCCUCCGCCGCCGCCUCCGCCGCCAAUCGACGACCACCUUCCUCCUCCGCCUCCGCCGCUCCCCAACUUCUCCCCGGCGUCGCUCAAACGCGCCGUCACCAUGCCUCCCGUCGCCAUGCAGCACCACCGCAGCCCCGUCGCCGUCUCCAUUGCCGAAGAGGAGGAGGAAGAAGAAGAAAGCGCCAAGGCGGAGAAGAAAACCGCCGGAUCGCGAGCCGCGCCGCAGCCUUCUCCGCCGCGGACGCCGGAGAUGAAGGCGGUGCCGUCCAUGUCCUCGAAUGGCAUGGCUUGGGAUUACUUCUUCAUGGUGGAGAACAUGCCUGGACCUUCCCUGAACGAAGAAGAUGAUAACGAUAACGAUGAUGUUGAUGUCGAUGAGGGUAAAGUGGAGAAUGUGGUUGAAGAUGAGGUUGAACCUAAGACACCGGAGAUGAAGGUUGUGGAGGAGAACGAGAAUGUUGAAAUAACCGAGUCAAAAAAGCACGUUGAACAUUCAAUGACAGCACCAGCUGAGUUUAUAAGAGCAAUAAAGGUUGCUCCUUCUGUUUCUCUAAUGCAGAUUUUGAGUUUCCUUGAUGAUCAUUUUUUGAAGGCUUCCGAGAGUGCUCAAGAAGUUACCAAGAUGCUUGAGGCCACUAGGUUGCAUUACCAUUCCAAUUUUGCUGAUAAUCGCGGGCACAUUGAUCAUUCAGCUAGGGUCAUGCGGGUUAUUACGUGGAAUAGGUCCUUCAGAGGUGUAUCCAAUGGGGAUGGUGCAAAAGAUGAUUUUGAUUCUGAAGAGUAUGAAACGCAUGCCACUGUUUUGGAUAAGUUGUUAGCCUGGGAAAAGAAACUUUAUGAAGAGGUCAAGCAAGGUGAGCUUAUGAAGUUUGAAUACCAAAGGAAAGUUGCAAUUCUGAACAAGCAGAAGAAGCGCGGUGCCAGUGCUGAAUCGUUGGAAAAAACUAAAGCAGCUGUCAGUCAUUUGCAUACGAGAUAUAUUGUUGACAUGCAGUCGAUGGAUUCCACAGUUUCAGAAGUGAAUCAUAUUCGUGAUGCACAGUUGUAUCCCAAACUUGUUGCUCUUGUUAUUGAGAUGGCGAAUAUGUGGGAAAACAUGUGCAUACAUCAUGACAGCCAGCUGAAAAUAGUUACAGACCUCAAAUCUCUUGACAUUUCUCAAGCUCCUAAGGAAACAACCAAGCAUCAUCACGAACGCACUGUACAACUUUGGAAUGUUGUCCAAGAAUGGCAUUCACAAUUUGAGAAGCUUGUGACUCAACAGAAACAUUACAUCGAAGCUCUUAACAGCUGGCUAAAGCUAAAUCUCAUUCCUAUUGAAAGCAGCCUAAAGGAGAAAAUCUCAUCCCCACCAAAAGCCCAAAAUCCACCAAUCCAAGCCCUUCUCCAUGCAUGGCAUGAUUAUAUUGACAAGCUUCCCGAUGAGCUUGCAAAAUCUGCUAUUUCCUCUUUUGCUGCUGUAAUAAAGACUAUCAUACUUCAGCAGGAGGAAGAGAUGAAGUUAAAGGAAAGAUGUGAGGAAACCAGAAAGGAGUACUUGAAAAAAAACCAAGCAUUUGAGGAAUGGUACCAGAAGCAUUUACUGCGGAGGGGUGCCGAUGAAGCAGAACAUGAAAGAGGAGAAGAAGUAAAUACAAACAAUCCUGUCUCAGAGAGGCAGUUUGUUGUUGAUAGCUUGAAGAAGAAAUUAGAAGAGGAAAUUGAAUCCCACCAAAAACUGUGCGUUCAGGUGCGAGAGAAGUCACUGCAGAGUCUCAAAACUCGCCUGCCUGAACUCUUCCGUGCUUUAUCAGAUUAUGCUCAUGCCUGUGCUGAUGCUUAUGAGAAACUCAAGUACAUCACACAGCCCCGAGGUGGUGUGGCAUGA